Messenger RNA from Bursaphelenchus okinawaensis, 4584 nucleotides. The record is from the annotation of a GenBank genome assembly. Lineage: Eukaryota; Metazoa; Nematoda; Chromadorea; Rhabditida; Aphelenchoididae.
AUGGCUGAGUUACAAGCUUUCCAACAGUUAGUCGUCAACUUGUUGGGAACCGACAACAAAACUCGUGAUUUGGCCGAGAAACAAUACAAUGAAUUGCCACUUCAAAACCGAGCUCAAUUCCUGUUGCAGCUCUACAUGGAUGCGACCGUGAAUGCGGAAGUAAGUUGAAUUUUGUUAUUUUUGUUUUAUUUUUAGGUAUAUUUAUGGCAGAAGUAUCAUUUUGAUCAUGUUUUCAUGAAAGUUUGUCAAGUAUAAUAUAAUAUAAGUGCUAAAAAAUAAAAAAUGAUCGUUUAAAUACAAAUGUUAUUUCAGGUACGUUCUAUGUCGUUGGUAUUGUUCAGGCGUUUGCUAUCUGCUGAUUAUAACGAAUUGAUUCAUGCUAUCGGAGAAGCCGGCAAACAAGAGUUUUUCCAGAAGUUCAUCGACUUUAUAACUCAAGAACAAGCUCCAAUUCUUCGAAAACGCUUAACUGACAUCGUUGCUGAGAUCUCAAGGAAUACUAUUAGUAAGUUGGUUAAUAUUAAUGACUGUUUUAAAAUCUUUUGCUCUUACUUUACGAAAAUAAAUUGACAGUUUAGCUGUUAUGAGAUGUUUUUGUUAACAAAGUUCUAAAAAAUUUUAUUUUUGUAUUAAAAAUAAUGUUUUUGUUUGAAGAAUAGUUGAAAAUUAAGAUAUGGGUAUUAAACAGAUUACUAAUGCUAUUUUAAACUAUAUUGUUUUAGAUGAAGAUAGCGGAAAGCAAGAAUGGACUGGAGUCAUGCAACUCAUCGAACAUUGUGCUACAUCUGAUCGUCCUGAGCUUCGUGAAGUUGGAAUGCAACUUAUUGAGUAAGUUAUUACUUUUUUGUGUUGGUUUUUAGGUAUUGGACAAUGAUUUUUCUGUAAAAUUUUUUUUGGUUUAAAUCAACAAAAGUUUGACAUGAUGGAUCUAAAUAUUAAAUUACCUACCGAUAAUGUAACGAUUUCUGUUUAGAAAUGUACCAAACAUCUUUGGAGUAGAUCAAGAACAAUAUAUGAAUGGAAUCAAGACCAUGUUCCAAUCGUCUUUGUUAUACGGAGCCGACAGCAAAGUGAGAACGGCUGCUGUUAAGGCUUAUGUUAGUUUUGUAUGCGAAAACGAUGAGAACGAUGUUGUGGUCAAGACCUUGGCGGAUCUUAUUCCAGCUGUUCUUCAGGUAAUUUUUAGUUUGUUAGAUAUUUUUUGAUAUUUAAUAUUUUUUAACUAGAGAUGAUUUUUUUGAAUGCAGGAUAAACUAAAAAACCCUAUUUUUACUAGUUUAAUAUCUUGUUUAUGCAUUUAGGUAUGCCAACACGUCGUAACCACCGAAGACGACGAUGAUGUUCCGCUUCAAUGUCUCGGCGACCUAGCCUCGGCCGUGCCAAAGAUUUUAACUCCACAUCUGACCACAAUUGCCGAACUUUGCCUUCAAACUAUGGGAAACACGGAGAAGGAUGAGAACUACAGACAUUCAGCAUUAGAAGUGAUGGUAUCAUACUGCGAAGCGGCUCCAGCCACGAUGAGAAAGAAGGGUGCCAGAUUCUUGCCAUUAUUGGUUCAAAAUUGUUUAAAGUUGAUGACCGACCUGGAGGAAGACAUCUCCGACUGGCUGGCUUGCGAUAACAUUGAUGAAGAUGAGGACGAAGAGAAUGUUGGUAUCGGUGAGAUGGCUCUGGACAGAAUUUGCUGUGCUGUUGGCGGAAAGGCUGUCAUGCAGCCAUUGCUACAGGCUAUAAAUGAGAUUAUUAAGCACGGUAAGAGUUUUGAGAUUUUGAAGGUGUUUCAGAUAGUUCAUUGGGCCGUUAAUUGAAUUUUUGUUUAUUUUAAAAAACAUAAUUCUAAGUUUAUACAAGGGUAAUAUUUAUUAUUAUUUUUUCAGAAGAUUGGAGAUACCGUCACGCUGCCAUCAUGGGUCUCUCAACAAUGGGCGAAGGCUGCCGACGUCAGAUGGAGCCUCUGAUCUCCCAAAUCAUUCAUGACAUGGUCAUUCCCUGUAUUCAAGACCCCCACCCUCGAGUACGCUACGCCGUCUGCAACUGUCUCGGUCAAAUGUCAACUGACUUUUCACCAACAGUCCAAAAGAAGUGCCACGAACGAGUUUUGGGCGCCUUGAUCGAAAACGUAGGUGAUCUAACUACUCCACGUGUCGCUGCUCAUGCUGGAGCUGCGUUGGUCAACUUCUGCGAGGAAUGUCCCAAGAGUAUCAUGGGAGUGUACCUAAAGUCUAUCAUGGACAAACUUGAGUCAGUACUGGCAGAAACCUUCCAAAAGAUGGUCGAAAGUGGAAAGAAGCUCGUGCUCGAACAGAUCAUCACAACAAUUGCUGCUGUUGCUGACGCGGCCGAGAACAACUUUGCCGAAUAUUACCCACGAUUGUCACACUCACUCAAGUACAUCCUCAGCAACUCUAACUCGCGGGAAUUCAAGGCUUUGAGAGGAAAAACAAUGGAAUGUCUGUCUCUUAUUGGUAUUGCUGUUGGAAGAGAGAACUUCAGAGCGGAUGCUGCUGAGAUCAUGAACACUUUGCUUCAAAGUGGCCUUACUUUCGAUGAGGAAGACGACCCAGAACUCUCCUACAUGAUCAGCUCGUGGGCUAGACUAUGCAAGGUCCUUGGCGCCGAAUUCGCUCCCUACCUUCCUCAUGUUAUGCCAAGUAUCAUGAAGUCGGCCAGCAUGCAACCCAAUGUCAAUAUCAUCAGCGACGAUGAAGUUGGAGGCUACGAUGAAGACGACUGGAACAUAAUCUCGCUUGGAGAUCAACGAUCAAUUGGUGUGAAGACUGCUGGUCUUGAGGACAAACUAACUGCUUGUGAAAUGUUGGUGAGCUUCGCCAGAGAUCUAGGAGCUGCUUUCGGACCUUAUAUUGAGGAAGUCUUGAAUCUGAUGGUAUCUGAAUUGAAAUAUGUCUUCCAUGAUGGUGUCAGAAUUGCUGCCGCUGAAUGUUUGCCAGCUUUACUGGCAUGUGUGAAAGAACAAGGUGUAGAUACCGAAAGAGCUGUCUUCAACCGAAUCUUUGAGCCUUUAAUGUAAGUUUUAGAUAUUAUAUUCUACUGUAUUCUGAAAAGAGAAGGUUUGUGUUAUUCAUCAUAGGCUAAUAUUAAACUUAUUACUCGUUGUGAAUAUUAUUUUAACUUUUUUUGAUAAGCUAUUUGUUGUUAAUAUACAGAAUUUUCUAUUUUUAGCAAGUCUUUGGAAAAUGAAAGCGAUUUGGAAGUGUUGGCCAGCAAACUAUACGCUGUAGCUCAGAUGAUUGAAGAAACCGGUACCCGUUUGUUUGGAGAAAACGAACUCAAGAUUGUUUUGGGUGUUGUACAAAACCAGAUGAAACGUUACGAGGAGCGACAAGUCGAGAUUAAGAAGAGCCGAAAGGACGACGACUUUGAUGAGGAAGAUCAACAGGAACUUGAAGCAAUCUAUGAUUCAGAAGCUUCAGUUUUGGCUAGAAUAGCUGAUGUUGUUCACUAUUCCUUUGCCGCCUUUGGGGAGAAAAUGCUGCCAUACUUUGCCGAAUUGAAUCAACAAUUCGCUGUACUUUUGGACUCUUCACGACCAUGGAGGGAUCGUCAGUGGGGAACUUGUAUUUACGAUGAUAUUAUUGAAUAUGGAGGUGAUCAAGGCCGUCUACAGUAUCAACAAGUGUAUUUGCCAAAUUUAUUGAGGCAUGCUGGUGAUGAUGACUACCCAGAAGUGCGACAGGCUGCUGCUUAUGGUAUUGGUGUAUUGGCUAUGAAGGUGAGUGGUUUUGGUCUUUUUGAGGCUUGCCUAUCAAUUACUUUUGUAAAAUAUUGUCUAUUAUAAUAUUUUUUAGAUUACUUUAUAUUUUACAUAUAUUUAUGUUUCAGGGUGGCCCACAAUUUGCCCCAUUCUGUGCAGAAGCCGUGACAGUUAUGGCUCACGCUAUCAACCUCCCCAAUGCUCGCGAAUCCGAAGAAGGCUUGGCAGCCACAGAGAACGCUAUCUCAGCCGUGGCCAAGAUUCUGAAGCACAAUUCGUCAGCUCUCGACACAAAUACUGUCAUCCCCGCUUUCAUAAGCUGGCUCCCAAUCUGGCAAGACGAUGAGGAACUUCCUUAUGUCUACGACUACUUCUGCGACCUGGUAGAAGGACAACACUCGGCUGUGAUUGGAGCUAACAAUGAGAACGUACCUAAAAUGUUCCAGAUCAUCUUGUCUACAUUUAGUCACGGAGCUUUUGAAACAGAUGAGCCGGCCAAGGAGUUGAUUCAGACCAAAGAGAGACUAGCCAACAUUUUGAAGGCUUUGAGGGUAAGUUAUUAAGACGGAUAGUUUAGAAAAAGGUUUAUUUGAAAAUGGCUAUUUUAAGAAAAAAUGGCAUUUUGAUGGGAUGAAAAUUUUAUAAUUUAAUUUUUCAUAAUCUUAACUUGACAUUGCGCUAGCCCAACUUAACGUUUUUUUAUUGGAAAACAAUAUAUUUUCAUUUAUUUUACCAAAUUUUAUGAUAAAAUAUGAUCGAUUUUGCAUAAUUUUAUAUUCUUUUAGCAAAAUGAAACCCUCUUCCAACAGAUCGUAAGCAGCAUCCAAAUCAGCCCUCAACAACACAAAAUCCUGGAAGUAAUCCUAGCCUAA